UCCUCCUCCUCCUCCUCCUCCUCCUCCUCCUCCAUCCACCCGGGCAGCGGCGGCGGCAGCAGCAGCAGGACCAGCAUGCACCAUCGAAACGACUCCCAGAGGCUGGGCAAAGCUGGCUGCCCGCCAGAGCCGUCGUUGCAAAUGGCAAAUACUAAUUUCCUCUCCACCUUAUCCCCUGAACACUGCAGACCUUUGGCGGGGGAAUGCAUGAACAAGCUCAAAUGCGGCGCUGCUGAAGCAGAGAUAAUGAAUCUCCCUGAACGCGUGGGGACUUUUUCCGCUAUCCCGGCUUUAGGGGGCAUCUCAUUACCUCCAGGGGUCAUCGUCAUGACAGCCCUUCACUCCCCCGCAGCAGCCUCAGCAGCCGUCACAGACAGUGCGUUUCAAAUUGCCAAUCUGGCAGACUGCCCGCAGAAUCACUCCUCCUCCUCCUCCUCCUCCUCUGGAGGAGCUGGCGGAGCUAACCCGGCCAAGAAGAAGAGGAAAAGGUGUGGGGUCUGCGUGCCCUGCAAGAGGCUUAUCAACUGUGGAGUUUGCAGCAGUUGCAGGAAUCGCAAAACGGGACACCAGAUCUGCAAAUUUAGGAAAUGUGAAGAGCUAAAGAAAAAACCUGGCACUUCACUAGAG
Molecule: messenger RNA, 627 nt
Organism: Gracilinanus agilis (Agile Gracile Mouse Opossum)
Lineage: Eukaryota; Metazoa; Chordata; Mammalia; Didelphimorphia; Didelphidae
Gene: CXXC4
Product: CXXC finger protein 4
Exons: 1
Cellular component (GO): nucleus
Molecular function (GO): methyl-CpG binding; zinc ion binding
Source: RefSeq, a predicted model, not a curated record